UCCCAUGCCAUGAUCAAAGGGGACCAAUAAUAUCAGAACAAUAGAUCAAACAGAUGAGAUAAUCGAUCAUUACGCAGAAAACGAAUUUGCAGCAAAAUAUAUACAGAGAGUAAAAGAAAGAAGAGGGAAUGGCUUCAGCUGCCGUAGACCUGCUGAUCGGGAAAGUAGGAUUGAUCCUCGAAAGCGGUGUGUCUCAGUUAGAAGGAGUUGGUGAUGAACUUCAACACCUCAUGCGUGAGCUGCUAGCCAUGAAAUCCUUCUUGGAAGAUGCCGAAAGAAGCGGAGCUUUAGGUGAAGUAGAGGAAACAUGGAUGGGAACUGUGAGGGACGUCUCCAUCGAUGUUCAAGACAUCAUUGAUGAUUUCACAUAUCACAGAAACAUGGAGAAAUGUUGGGGUCCAUACACAAGAGCCUUUCAUCAGACAAUUUUCUUCCCCAUGAAUCUUUGGAAGAGGCAUCGCAUCGCCACCAAAUUGCACAAGAUCAUCAUCAAAGCAAUCAAAGCUAUUCCGGAAAGAAACCAACUUCGUGGUGUUGAUCGUAGCCAAGGCGGCCGUGAUUGCGAUCACGGCCAAAUCAAUAUCUACGGUGAGUCCUCUCUUUUCUUCAAAGAUGAUGAACUUGUGGGAAUCAAAGAUGCUAAAGAAAAGUUAGUUGGAUGGUUGCUGUCUGGAGAACCUCAGAGGAUCGUAAUUUCCGUAGUUGGAAUGGGGGGUUCGGGUAAGACAAGCUUGGUUGCGGACACCUUCAACAGUCAAACUGCCAAGUUUGAUUGCUACGCGUGGAUCACAGUCUCGAAAACUUACAACAUCGAAUGUCUAUUGAGAGUUUUGAUAAAAGAACUUUUUGCAUCUGCAAUGGAACGUGUUCCUCAAGACUUGAGCAGGAUGAGCCAAAUACAAAUGGUGGAAUUGCUGGCCAACUAUUUGCAGCCAAAGAGGUAUGUCAUUGUGUUUGACGAUGUGUGGGAUACUAAUCUUUGGAGACAGAUAAAUGGAGCACUUCCAGAUGGAACACAUGGAAGCCGGGUCAUGCUUACAACUCGGAGAGAAGACAUUGCAUCCUUUUCAUUUGGAUUUGGAUGCCAUAUUCAUCAUGUUCAGCCUCUUAAGGAGAAUGAGGCUUGGGUUCUUUUUUCCAAGAAAGCUUUCACUGGCCUGCCUGACAAUUGUUGCCCACCAGAGUUUGAACACAUUGCUAGAGAUCUUGUUGGAAAAUGCAAAGGAUUACCUCUUGGAAUUGCGGCUUUGGGUGCUCUCAUGUCAACCAAAAGAUUGGCGUCUGAGUGGACAAACUUUUACACUACUUUUAAUUGGGAGUUAACCAACAACCCAAUGCUUGAAGUAGUAAAGAGAAUCUUGAUGCUAAGCUAUAAUGAUUUACCUUACCGACUCGAGCAUUGUUUCUUAUACAUGUGCAUUUUCCCAGAAGAUUAUGUGAUCGAAUGUGACAGGCUUGUUAGACUAUGGAUGGCAGAGGGGUUUGUGGAAAAAGUUCGAUGGGCCAAGCCAGAAGAGCUGGCUGAAAGCUACAUAGCAGAGCUCACUUGCCGAUGCAUGGUACAAGUAGUUAAGAGGGAACCAUAUGGAAGGGCAAAAGCUUUAAAGAUGCAUGACCUCUUACUAGAACUUGCUCUUUCAAUUUCCGAAGUUGAGAAAUUCUGCACCGUCUAUAAUGAGCAAAAAAAAAAUGAAGAUAAAAGGACUCCCUAUCGGCUCUCAGUGCAAGCAAAGUAUGGAAAACAAGCCCACAGAGACAUGUCAAGGGUUCGCACAUUCUUUAUUUUUGCUCCUAAUAUGACUGAUUCUUCUUCAGUUGAAAAGUUGCCAUCUGAUUUCAAACUCUUGAAGGUAAUGGAUCUUAGACAUGUCCCGAUUACUAAACUCCCAGAUCAAUUAGUGAAGUUCUAUAACAUGAAGUAUUUAAAUUUGAAAGGAAUGCAAGUGAAAGAACUUCCAAGGGACAUAGGGAAUCUUCAUCAUUUGGAAACCCUUGACAUUAGGCAUUCCAAAAUCAGGAUGCUUCCAGCAGGAGUUGUGAAGUUACAAAACUUACGGCAUCUGUUGAUGUAUCAUUGCAAUUUUCAGGAUCUUUUUAGGUCUUAUUAUUUCUUUGAUGGCACAAAAGUACCUCAAGGCAUAUGUAAGCUAGAGAGCUUACAAGUUUGUGAUGCUAUCGAGUUAGAAGGCACGCUAGUCAAACAACUUCGACAGUUUACCCAACUCACAAGAAUGAGCAUAACCAAUGUGAGAGAGUCAGAUGAGGAGGACUUGUGCAAGACACUUGAAAGCAUGAAACUCAUAGAGCACUUCUUUGUCCAUACAAGUAAUGAAGAUGAGGUUUUACGCUUGGAUGCAUUGCCAUCAGCACCUCCUUUGCUGAAGGCACUUGGUCUAAUUGGAAAAUUAGAGAAGGUUCCACUUUGGUUUCAUUCUCUUUUCAGCCUUACACAAUUAAGGUUGCAUUGGUCCAGAUCAACAAAAGAUUUUCUUCCUUACAUCCAAACACUACCUAAUUUGAGCAUACUUCGGCUGAACAAUGCAUAUCUCGGAAAUCAAUUGGUCUUUCACAGUGGAUUUCCAAAGCUGUCUGAAUUAUACAUAAUGGAGUUGCCUAAAUUGAAUGCGAUCAUCAUAGAGAGAGGAGCGAUGCCAACACUACAAAGACUUGUAAUCACUGAAUGCAUGGAGUUAAAGCAAUUGCCUAAUGGAAUCGAUCAUCUUACAUGUCUUCAAAGUUUGAGUUUGGUAACUGUUCCCCAUGAGCUCGUAGAGCGAAUACGCAAUGAAGGAAGCUUGGAUCGUUCCAAGGUUAUGCACAUCUCAGACAUCAGUUAUCACUACAAAACUGAACUCGGGUGGUCUGGGGAAAGAUUGAGAUCAUCUCUACAAUGGGUCGUUCAACCCUCAAAUACUCCGGUCAGCAUUCUAUCCCGAGAUGGUCUACCUAUUUUACCAGGUAAUUAACUGGAUCUCAACAAAUUAAGUAGCUUGCAAUUUGGAUUGAUCCCUGUUCAUCUGCAAAUGGAGGAAAGCACUGCAAAAUUUGUGUGCUUUCCAAACCCAAUGCGAUCGUCCAAGACCAAGAAUACUUAAAUUGUAUAUGUUGUUAAUUUGCAACCGUAAUAAUCUGUUGGAGACUUCAUUCUAUGCCUAUGAACUCUUUCCUUUCUG
Molecule: messenger RNA, 3173 nt
Organism: Malus domestica (apple)
Lineage: Eukaryota; Viridiplantae; Streptophyta; Magnoliopsida; Rosales; Rosaceae
Product: disease resistance protein RPM1-like
Biological process (GO): defense response to other organism
Molecular function (GO): ADP binding
Source: RefSeq, a predicted model, not a curated record